Trichomycterus rosablanca is the source of this 2322-nucleotide messenger RNA. RefSeq names its product solute carrier family 18 member B1 (gene slc18b1). Gene Ontology annotation, molecular function: transmembrane transporter activity. Gene Ontology annotation, biological process: transmembrane transport. NCBI's taxonomy places the organism in Eukaryota, Metazoa, Chordata, Actinopteri, Siluriformes, Trichomycteridae. The record is from RefSeq and is a predicted model, not a curated record. The coding region runs from base 46 to 1401 and encodes 451 amino acids. The transcript has 14 exons.
CUUUUAGCCGAGUUUCUGACACGUUUUGACCUUUACUCUUUUAUUAUGACAGAAGAAAACAUGGAUUCAGUACCUACUGUUGACUCUUCUUUACCAUCAAACACAAGUGCCUCAAAGAUGAGCAGACACCAGAUAUUAACUUUAAUUGCAAUGGCAUCUAUAAACUUUAGCUCAAUGAUAUGCUACUCAAUACUGGGUCCAUUUUUUCCAUCCGAGGCAGAGAAAAAAGGAGUCAGCCAGGCAGUAAUUGGUUUAAUAUUUGGCUGCUAUGCCUUCUGCACAUUGGUUGGAUCGUUAAUCCUGGGAAAAUAUAUUGUCCAAAUUGGGGCCAAGUUUAUGAUAACUGCUGGACUGCUCAUUUCAGGUGGAUGUACAGUACUCUUUGGCUUUCUGGACAGAGCUCCAGACGGAACCAUGUUUAUAGUGCUCUGUUUGGUUAUAAGAUCAGUAAACGCAGUGGGCUUUGCUGCUGCUGUGACAUCAUCAUUUGCUGUAUCAGCCAGAGUGUUUCCCCACAAUAUAGCAACAAUUUUGGGAUUUAUGGAGAUUUUUACUGGAAUUGGACUCAUUUUGGGGCCUCCAUUAGGUGGAUGGAUGUAUCAGUCAUUUGGAUAUGAAAUUCCGUUCAUUGUUUUGGGAAGUCUUCUGUUUUUGGCUGUUCCAUUAAACAUGUGGAUUCUACCGAAUUUUGAUGAGGUUUCCUCUCAGGGCUCCUUCUUACGGCUUUGUUCACAAGUCAAGAUCAUUCUCAUUUGCUUUGUGGUGUUCACACUUAGCUCAGGAAUUAGUUUAUUGGAUGCAACACUCUCAUUAUUUGCUAUUAAAAAGUUUAACCUGAGCACUGGAUCUGUGGGCCUGCUCAUGAUUGGUGUGUCAUUACCUUAUGGUGCUGCAUCCCCAGUUUUCGGAAUAAUGAGUGAUAAAUAUCCAUUCGUAAGAAAGUGGAUGCUGGUGUUGGGAGGAAUGGCUGCAGCAGUUAGUUUUUGUUUUCUUGGACCUGUUCCAGUUUUGCAUAUACAGAGUGAGCUUUGGCUGACUGUUGUCAUGCUGGUGGUUAUUGGCUUUUCUCUGUGUAUGGCUGGAAUUCCCACCUUUUCAGAGAUGCUUACUUGUGCACAAGAGAAUGGUUUUGAGGAUGGCCUAAGCACUCUUGGUUUGGUAUCAGGACUGUUUUCAGCGGUGUGGUCUGCUGGGAUGUUCUUCGGGCCCACAGUUGGUGGCUUUAUCACACAGAAGCUAAAUUUUGAAUGGGCUGCGGGAGCUCAAGGAGUGCUCACCUUUUUUUCUGCAUUCCUACUGAUAUCAUAUUUCAUUAAAGAAGAUAUACACAAGAGAAGGUUACAAAAAACCACGAUGACUGACGGCACUACAGGAGAAGACUCACCCCUACUUGGAUCAUAAAGAAUGACAGUAACUCAUCAAACUAGAUGCAACACACAUGCAAUGAUUCGUGAACAUCACUUUGAGAAACCCAAAAUAUAUGGUGUGCCAUUAAAAACACAAUUCAGGUGCCCAGGUGGCGCAGCGGGAUAUUCCGCUUCUGAACUCCUCUGUUCGAAACUCAGUGUUGCCACCUGUCGGCCGGGCGCCAUCUAGCAGGCAUAAUUGGCAGUGUCUGCAGCACUCUAAUUGGCUACUGUGUCUGCUAGGGGGGAUGAUCAGACUAUGUGGGUGGGGGAUGAUCAGACUAUGUGGGUGGGGCCUUCAAACGCUGUGCGAAAAGAAAGGGUCGGCUGGGAUUGUGCACGUGUCGGAGGAGGCGUGAGCAGCAACAUACCCUCCUCGAAUGCAAUUGGGGAUCCCCAGCAGUAGAGAACAAAUUGACUACACUAAAUCGGGAGAAAAUGGAAGAAAACGCAUAAAAAAAAAAAAAAAAAUAAUAAUAAUAAUUUAUUUUUGAAAUAUUAUAUUUUGAAUUUGAUUGAAAAACAGACUAAAAUUGUUUAACAGGGAAAAAUAAAAAAGUAAAAUAAUGUGGUUGCACAUGUGAGCACACCCUCUUAUAAUUGGGCAUGUGGCUGUGUUCAGAAUUAAACUAUUUACAACUCAUGUAGUAGUACUAGUAGUGGUCAGUGACACCCAUCAUCAAUUACAGUGCACAUUUUUCAGUGAAAUUGUACAGAUUAUGAUUCAUCUUCAUCUCUUUAAGUUAAGACUUUUGUGAACUGUGGGGGCUAACAGCAGGGUGCAAGCUUCACCUGUGAACAUAGAGCUUUUGUCCUGGAAUCCAGAUCCCUUGGCACUGAUUACUACCUGCUUGUUGCUAUGGUGGAAUGAAUAAAUGAUGAAUAAACUUGGAAAACUCUGACACUACAGAAGAUA